This is a messenger RNA of Menidia menidia (Atlantic silverside), 369 nucleotides long. The record is from the annotation of a GenBank genome assembly. NCBI's taxonomy places the organism in Eukaryota, Metazoa, Chordata, Actinopteri, Atheriniformes, Atherinopsidae.
AUGUCUCCGGAGCACGCCAGCGCGAGCAGCCCUCCACGCCAGAGACGGGGGGUUCCCCUUCUGGCCGUGAUGGUAAUCGUGGGAGACAGCCUCCACAACUUUGCCGACGGCCUGGUGGUCGGCGCGGCCUUCUCCUCCUCGGCCGAGACCGGCAUGGCGACCACGUACGCCGUGUACGGAUCUCACCAGAGGACUGUUCCAGGGUCUGGAAUCCCUCAGCGUCAGCCCUUCACUCUGGGAAGUUUCAAGGAUGCUCCUGUGUGUCCUCGUCCUCCUCAAAUCACGCACAAUCCCUCCAUCGCUACGCGCACGGAGCCAGAGGAAAUAUACUUCCAGACGCAUGACUCCUCUGUUAAACGAGCGCCAUGA